GUAGAUUGGUACCAGAGACUGAUCAUCGAACCAUGACUCUUCUCACCACGGUUGGGCGGCCUCCUGCUCCUUCGUCGGAGAUCACCCACCGCGCCCACCCGGAGCACAAACUGACACUCGAGCCGACGGGCCUGGCCGAGUUCAAGUGCAACGGCUGCCAUGAGCUCGGCACGGGGGCCGAAAGGUACACCUGCAGGCAGUGUGACUUCGACCUCCACAAGGACUGCGCCCUCGCGCAACCCACGUUCGAGCACAAGCUGCUGCCCGGGAGCACGUUCGGGCUCUGCUUCGAGGCCCCCCGGACGAAGCACAAGCAGAUGUGCAGCGCUUGCGGCGGCUACGUGCUGGGCUUGCACUACCACAGCAAUUACCUGUACCUCCACCCGUGCUGCGCGAAGCUACCUCUGGAGAUCCAGCUGGGUGACCAGCUCACGUUCGAGCUCCGCACGCAGGUGUCUCACUGCUGCACCAAGUGCAGAAAAGGUGGCGGCGUCAGGGAUUUCUGGUUCUACCGCUCCACCUGCAAGACCGUGUACCUGCAUGUCCGCUGCGUGAUAGAGGAUUUUCUUACGCCGAGCUCAAGUUCAAGCACCGACGGUAAUAGCAGCCUGGCCUGUUACGUCAAGGAGACAACGUUGCAGAAGCACAGGUCAGGGAAGGCCGAGAGGAACUUCGACCCCAUAUUCGAGAUCGUUAAGGCCCUGGCCAGCAUAAUCAUAGCGGUGCUCACAGGAAAUCCGGCGCCGGCAAUUCUUGCAGCUUUCGAUCUGGGCUCCAACGUCAUCAAAUCCUUGAGAACCAGGUAGCUAGCUAGCAGCUUCAUCCUGCUUGCUCAUCCUCAUCGUUCUACGGGUUGCAUGAUGAUAUAUAUUCUACUUCUUCCGUUCCAUAAUGUAGUGUGUCCGUGUUUUUCAAAAUUUAAAUUUAAUUAUAAAUUUAACCAACGAGAACAAUUGCGGAGGGUUUAAAAUUAUAUCAUUGAAUUCAUAUUCAAAAAAAGGUUUUGAAGGGUAUAAUUUUUGCUCCCGUCGCAACCAUCAACGUUGGUUAAUUUAUGAAUAAAAUUAAAUCUCAAAGAACACCGACGUACUACAUUAUAGAAUGAAGGAAGUACGUACUAUCCUACUGUUUUUAUCAUAGUGCUUGUUUGUUUUACUUCAUGAUCGUGUAAUCAUACCGUGAUUACUAUACUCACGUAUA
This is a messenger RNA of Hordeum vulgare subsp. vulgare (domesticated barley), 1200 nucleotides long. RefSeq lists its product as uncharacterized. The record is from RefSeq and is a predicted model, not a curated record. Lineage: Eukaryota; Viridiplantae; Streptophyta; Magnoliopsida; Poales; Poaceae. Bases 33 to 806 code for a protein of 257 amino acids. The transcript has a single exon.